AUGUUUAACACCACGUUUUUUAAGACAAUGUUCAAGACUAAGAAAAGGGAGCCGGAAGCCCCUAUAAGCGAGGAUGAGUUUGACAACAUGAUGCAGCUCGCUAGAGCUCAGCAACAGGUCGAGCACGGACUUUCAAAAUGGCAAGCAACAAAAAAGUACCCUUGGACAGUGUACUUCAUGUUUGUCUGUGUGUGGGCCAUGGUCCUUGUCGGCUAUGAAAAUCAAGCUGGAGGUAUUGUUGUUAGCAUUCCGGAAUUCAGGAAAGACUUUGGCUUUUAUUAUCAAGGACAGUAUGUUUUGGAAGCCAAAUGGCAGUCUGCCAUAACCGGUGGUCCUACUGGUGCCCUUGCGGUGGGCUUUAUAUUAGGAUCAUACCUUGCUGAUAGGUUUGGUAGAAGGAACACAUUGCUUUUCGCUGUCAUACUCACCGUGCCGUUCAUUGCCCUUGAAUAUAUCGCAACUUCUAUUCAAGUGUUUUUCCUGGGAAAGUUUUUCAACAGCUUCUGUUUGGGAGUCAUCUCCACUUGUUCUUCGGUCUAUGUUUCUGAAUGUGCACCUCUUGCGUUAAGAGGAUUUUUUGCCGCUACAAUUGCUCUUGCGCUCUGUAUUGGUCCGUUCAUUUGUGUUCUCAUCAAUAACACAACGAGUACUUACACUACACGAAUGGCUUAUAGAGGUAUCUUCAUUCCCCAAUGGAUCUUUUCCGUCACUGCAAUGGUUAUGAUUACAACUAUUCCAGAGUCCGCUUAUUGGUAUCUUUCCAGAGGUAAACGUCGGCAGGGUCUUGCGUCCUUAAAGAAGAUGUAUCGAGAGGAAAGUCUUAUACAAAAACAAUACGCCAUGAUGCACGUGACCGUCAUAGAGGCAAGCGAGAUUUCGUCUAAAGCCGGUACUUAUCUGGACUGUUUCAAGGCUAAAGACUUGCGUCGUACUUUGCUUGUCGUCUUUCCCCUUUUCAUGCAAGCAAUGAGUGGUGUUUCUUAUGUGUCCAGCUACUCAACGUAUUACUUUCAAUAUGCGGGAUUUGAUACCCAAAAGUCUUUCCAAAUAUCAUGUGGUGCACAGGCUUUAUCUAUUGCAGGGGUUAUUUGUUCCUGGUUCAUCAUUGACCGAUUUGGUCGCCGAUCAUUAAUGAUCUCGGGCAUGAUUGCCAUUACCAUUCUCAACCUUUUGAUUGCCAGUACGGGUACCGACAAAAGCAAUAGAGCGGCAAUGAAAGCAUCUUCAGGGUUUAUGACAAUGUACAAUUUCGUUUACAACAUUGCCUUGGGAGCAGUGCCCUACAUUUUGGCUUCUGAGGUGUCGUCCGUUUUCUUGAGAGCAAAGACUUAUGCGAUUGCAAACCUAACGAAUAAUGCUUUUCAAUGCAUGUGGUCGUUUGUGCUUCCGUAUAUGUUCAACGCAAACGAGGCUAACAUGGGAUCAAAGAUCAAUUUCAUAUUCACAGGGUGCUCAUUCCUUUCGAUAUUUGUGUUUUAUUUUUACCUUCCGGAAACUGCAGGACGCUCCUUUGAAGAGAUUGACGAGAUGUUUGCUUUGAAGAUUCCUGCGCGCAAAUGGAAACACUGGCAAACAAGAAAACAGGAGGAGUCUGAAAAGUACUUGAGCGAGCUGAAAAUCACAGAGUCUCAUGAUGAGCUCCCGAAAUCGAUUGUGUAG
Messenger RNA from Ogataea haglerorum, 1659 nucleotides. RefSeq lists its product as uncharacterized. Lineage: Eukaryota; Fungi; Ascomycota; Pichiomycetes; Pichiales; Pichiaceae. The transcript has a single exon. Gene Ontology annotation, molecular function: carbohydrate:proton symporter activity. The coding region runs from base 1 to 1659 and encodes 552 amino acids. The record is from RefSeq and is a predicted model, not a curated record. Gene Ontology annotation, biological process: carbohydrate transport; transmembrane transport. Gene Ontology annotation, cellular component: membrane.